Molecule: messenger RNA, 1285 nt
Organism: Humulus lupulus (European hop)
Lineage: Eukaryota; Viridiplantae; Streptophyta; Magnoliopsida; Rosales; Cannabaceae
Product: ADP-ribosylation factor-like protein 8c
Exons: 6
Coding region: 255-809 (184 amino acids)
Biological process (GO): protein transport
Molecular function (GO): GTPase activity; GTP binding
Source: RefSeq, a predicted model, not a curated record
UACAGAAGUUGGAUCAACUAAAGUCAAAAUAAAGUAAAACAUUAUGUGUCUGUAGUGUAACACUCUUGUUUAGCAGGUGCGGUGAAUAGUGAAUACAAACAAGUACCAGAAAACGGACACAGACACACUCCUUCCUAAGAUUCCUUCUCAGUCGGCCAAGUUUCCUCCUCCUCCUUUUUCCCCAAACACCUUCUCUACGGCUUUCCUCAAGUGCGUAUUCUCAAAUCGCAAUCUCACCCAACUUUACUCCGAAAAUGGGAUUAUGGGAUUCGCUUCUCAAUUGGCUCCGGAGUUUAUUUUUUAAACAGGAAAUGGAACUUUCAUUGGUAGGGCUUCAGAAUGCAGGAAAGACAUCUCUUGUAAAUUCCAUCGCUACUGGGGGCUACAGCGAGGACAUGAUUCCAACUGUUGGAUUCAACAUGAGGAAAGUAACAAAGGGAAAUGUGACAAUUAAACUUUGGGACCUUGGAGGGCAAAGGAGGUUUCGGACAAUGUGGGAGCGAUACUGUCGUGGUGUCUCUGCAAUUGUGUAUGUUGUUGAUGCUGCUGACAGAGACAGUGUUCCAAUAUCUCGAAGUGAGCUGCACGAACUUUUGACAAAACCUUCAUUAAUUGGGAUUCCUUUACUUGUUCUGGGAAACAAAAUUGACAAAUCAGAGGCUCUCGCCAAGCAAGCGUUGGUUGAACAAUUAGGACUUGAAUCAUUGAAGGACAGAGAGGUUUGCUGCUAUAUGAUUUCAUGCAAGGAUUCAAUUAACAUCGAUGUGGUCAUAGACUGGCUUAUCAAACACUCAAAAACUGCUCAGUAGAUUAGUUGCUUGGCACUGUGGGACUGGUGAAAAUUCAAGCAGUAUAGAAGGUCGAGCUGGUGACCUGAGAAGAAAUUGCUGAAAGAAAGUCCUUCGUGCUAGAUUCUGAGAUGUUGGGUUUAGCACUACUCGAAUUAUGUGUUGAUGUUGUAUAGUACUUGAACGGUAAGGCAAGGGUUUCAUGUAUUGCUUUAUUGACGCCCCCUUUUUUUUUUGGUUACCAAGUAAUAUGUUCGAUUUUGUUGGCCGAAUAUUAUUUUUGGCUUUUACUUUGUUUCAUUCUUUUCUUAAUUUAAUAGUUUUAUUGGAUGUACUGCUUAAUUAUCCAUUGUUUCAGUAUCAUUACGAUCGAAAUAAUACCGUAACCCAGUUUCAAUUAUUUCUUGCAAAUCUGUAACUAUGGAACGAACUAUUGGAGGAUUCUAUUAUGAGAUGAGAUGUUAUCAACUUAUUUAGUAAGAUAUCUAUUUCUUUCA